Messenger RNA from Nematostella vectensis (starlet sea anemone), 816 nucleotides. Its product is annotated as histone H3-like. The transcript has 2 exons. Bases 201 to 632 code for a protein of 143 amino acids. The record is from RefSeq and is a predicted model, not a curated record. NCBI's taxonomy places the organism in Eukaryota, Metazoa, Cnidaria, Anthozoa, Actiniaria, Edwardsiidae. Gene Ontology annotation, cellular component: nucleosome. Gene Ontology annotation, molecular function: protein heterodimerization activity; structural constituent of chromatin; DNA binding.
CGUACGGUGCCGAAAUCUUAAGCUAUGAGACAAAAGGCUAGACAACUCAACCAAUCGUUAGUUUUUAGGUCAUGAAAUAUGCAUUCCGUGUUUUCGAUCCGCCUCAGCCCCGCGCUCGGUAUAAAUAGCUCUAGAAAGCGACACGGUUUCCAUCUAACGAUUGCUCCAUUGUAACACCUUGUAACAUAUUGUAACAAAAAAUGGCUCGCACUAAGCAAACGGCUCGAAAAUCAACUGGAGGCAAGGCUCCAAGAAAGCAGCUUGCGACCAAGGCAGCUCGUAAAAGCGCGCCAGCUACUGGAGGAGGAGUGAAGAAACCUCACCGUUACAGACCUGGCACAGUCGCUCUCCGUGAGAUCCGCCGAUACCAGAAAUCUACCGAGCUGUUGAUCAGAAAGCUUCCUUUCCAGCGUCUAGUUCGAGAAAUCGCACAAGAUUUCAAGACCGAUCUGAGAUUCCAGAGCUCGGCCGUUAUGGCUCUACAAGAAGCUAGUGAGGCCUACCUUGUUGGUUUAUUUGAAGACACCAAUCUCUGCGCUAUUCACGCAAAACGAGUAACGAUCAUGCCGAAAGAUAUACAGCUCGCCCGCAGAAUCCGAGGAGAAAACAAGCCUAAUUCGCGAGUGGUAUGACUUCUCAUAAUUUGUUUUAAACUCUUCGUAUCAUUCGUACGGGAUUGACUCACAUUUAGAGAAUUUCAAAGUUUGUGCGCUUAUUUUUAUGGUCACCAUAAGAGAGUAAGAUUUUGUUUAGGUGUGUGUGCGUGCGCGCGCUAGUAGAGAAUAAUCGCUCGGUGCGUAGCUCGCCGUUUUCUAA